Molecule: messenger RNA, 1858 nt
Organism: Magallana angulata
Lineage: Eukaryota; Metazoa; Mollusca; Bivalvia; Ostreida; Ostreidae
Exons: 2
Coding region: 142-1500 (452 amino acids)
Source: RefSeq, a predicted model, not a curated record
CUGUAUACUCAAGUUGCCAAAUUUUCUUUAUUCUAGACCAGUUAUAGAUUCUUCAGGUAAUCUGUGUUUGAGAACGCGAAAUUAAGUACAUGUGUGAUAUAUGUGUAGGAUCAUUUUCUGAAUUCAGCAGACCCCAGAACAAUGUCGCGCCCACAUGCCAGCAAAAACGACAAAGAAGUGAAUGCUGUGAUUUUCAACAUGAAGGAACAGCGAUGCCUUUUGAAGAAUCUGUCUACACUAGAUGCCGAGGCUUCAUAUUCCUUGAAGCUGAUAGACCUCAACAAUCGAGGAAUUAAACUGUUCUACAAACGCUUCAAAGACAAAGUGAAUAAAAUAAAGUCGCAUCUACAAAGCGACGAAAUCGCUCACCUAAAAAUUCUGGACGCCACGGGUGAGAUGAGAGAACUCGUAAAGCCCUUGAAUAUAACUGGGGCGUUGAGAAUAGCAGACGCAGAAAAACGUCUAAAGCUUCAGGGACGUGAUAACCAGCGGAUGUCUAGGAGCGCCAUGUACAGAAAGAGCAGUGACGCUGUUCCCAUGUCCCCUAUGCUCCGCCCUAACACGUGUCUGGCUAACAUAGGGAGGGAACAGCGUCCCAAAAGACCCAGGAGUUUGUCGACAGGGAGGCAAAGCUCGAUUAUAUCUUUGUCCUCCCCAGUAAUGGAAAAGAACCUAAAAGAUGACGUAAACACCAAAUCCGGAAAUGACGUAGUGAAAUCGGAUGCAAAUACCAGUACAUCACCUAGACUAGAAGGAAAAUCAGACCGAUCUAAAAGUAUUUCUUGUCAUUCAAGUCUGUCUGAAAAUAUGUCACCGGACAAAUGUCAAACAACAGAGCAACAUGGCGUUGCACCAAAGUUGGAUCUCAACGAUUCCGCGAUACCACGUGUGAUAGUGACACCAGUGCUAAAGCCUGAAUCCAGCAGCCAUACGGGAGGUACAGAGGACCCACAGCAACACGACGAAGCAAACAAAGGGUUGCAAAACGAAAAGACUUCAGGCAAAAAAGUUACAAUAGUUGAGGACUUUGACACUUUUAGAAAAUCAGCUAUCGAGAGGAGGAGUCGCAGCAGAGGAUCCUCAAUAACACGGAUGAGUGCUUCGGCGGCCAUGAAGGCAGGUAUGUUUUCUUGUCACACGCACAGCCAAGAUCAACUACGAGAGAUGGCCAAAUCCGCCUCCAGUAAUGGAGAGUCCAUCAGUAACUACAUCAUUGACGAUCCGUUCGAAGAACGCCGAAGAAUGUUGUUAGAUAUUGAACAUUCGUAUGCGAAUAAUUUAACAGAAAGAAAGGAAGUGUUUUUGGAUGAACUUGAUCUUUACAUCGCCAAGCAAAAUGAAGAAAAAGAAGAAGUGAAAGAGUCCGAGGGAGAAAAAAGACCAGAAUCCAGACUGGAAAGACUUACUCGGCGUGAGAUGCGCCGGUUGCAAGAGAAAGCAAAGCGUGAAUCGGUUGCGGACUGUAGACUGAGAGGGGACCAUAUCUUUCUACUAAGCUAAAAUUCGAUUACGGAUGUUCAUGUGGACUGAUCUGGUUGAAUGCUCUUUUAAACGAGUCAGUGUCUGUUUAUUUGAAAUAAGCCGAAAGAUAUAUAAUCAAGGUCACGAUUUCAAAUUUGAAGUUGUUAGAAAAUGAACCCCAAAGAUACGUGUGUAUCGAUCAUAUGCAUAUGUAUAUUGUAUGGUAUAUCUAUGCAAAGAAUAUGUUUUUAUCCAUCGAUUGAGAUUGGGUGGAAUACAUACAUGUGCAUGUCCUUACAGCAAUCUGGUCCAUCGAGAGCCCACCUGAUGUGCAGUGCCGAAACAAACUCUAACUUAAAGCCUUUUCCAGUCAGUCAGUGUUUAAUAAAUUGAUGCA